Molecule: messenger RNA, 268 nt
Organism: Odobenus rosmarus divergens (Pacific walrus)
Lineage: Eukaryota; Metazoa; Chordata; Mammalia; Carnivora; Odobenidae
Product: immunoglobulin iota chain-like
Exons: 1
Source: RefSeq, a predicted model, not a curated record
UCUCCGGGAACGACGGCCAGACUCACCUGCACCCUGAGCAGGGACAUCAGUGUUGGCGGCUCUAACAUCUACUGGAUCCAGCAGCAGCCAGAGAACACUCCCCAGGAUCUGCUGUACUACUCCUCAGACUCCGAUAAGCUCCAGGGCUCCAGGGUCCCCAUCCGCUUCUCAGGCUCCAAAGACACCUCGGCCAGUGCAGGGGUCCUGCUCAUCUCGGGGCUGCAGGCCGAGGCCGAGGCGGACUCUCACUGGGCUACAGCUCACGGCA